UAAUACUAAUAAUUAAUAUUGAUGAUUAAAUCAAAUCUCAUUUGAAUGUAGGAAGUGCUAAGUAUACUGUUUGUUGCGACUUAAUGAAUUAAUUAAAUUAACUUAUUAUUUUUAUUAAACAACAUUUUAUAAAAGGGUCCAAUCGUCCUUCGCGAUGGUGCUUUUUAUUAUUUAUUUAUUUGCUGCUGAGGAGCAGUAUGCACAUCUUAAAUCGGCAGUAAAGUUCUACUUUAUUGCCGAUUUCUUUUACUUUACUGCCGAUUGUUAAGUACUUUACUGCCGAUUUCGGAUAAAAUUAUUUACACUUAAUAAAACUGUCACCAGUUUAUAAUCUGUAACAAUUCUUUAAACGUCAAAAAUGAAUUUCUUGACAAAAACUUUCACACUUAAUAAAACCAUAUUGCCGGGACAUACAUUUUUGGUAUCAACGAUUAGAAAUCAUUGGAACAAGGACUACAAACCAGGACCUUACCCAAAAAACGAAGAAGAGUGGGAACGAAAUGCGAAAAAAUACAACCUUCAUAAAUCUGAAUAUCACCCAUAUCCUGAUGAUGGCACAGGUUUAGGAGACUAUCCAGAUCUACCGAUGAUCUCGGCCGACUCAAAGGAUCCUUUUUAUCCUUAUGACAAUCCUGAGUUGCGAAGAAACUUUGAAGAACCAUUGCACGCUGAAUUCGAUGUAAUGAGGUUAGAUCGUGUGGAUGUAAACGCGAAGUUUAGAUACCCAUUAUGGGUGAUGCUAGCCCAGUUUUUGGGGGUAAUGUUUUUCUCAUGUACCAUUAUUACCCUUGGUGAAUAUGUAAAGAUGUUUCACCCCCUCGUGCCCAGACAAUACCCCAAGGAAGGUAAAACCUACUAUACAUUUGAACCCAUCUGUUAAUAACUCGUAGAAAUAAACUGUUUAUUAUGAUAAUACGCUUUGAAUAACCCGAAAUUAAAGAAACUUUAAACAUGUAUUUAGCAGAAGCAGGUUGACUAAAUACCAAGAGAACACAUGUCGGUCGGUAGCUGGAAGCGAUUUAAAAAGGGAAUUAAAAAUAUUAAUGCGAGUGUGUGGACAAUGUCGGAAAAGUUUGAUUUUUUCCUCCUUAAGGGUGCUACUGCAAGUAGAGACCGGGGCUUAUUUUGAACGGGUGCAGUUACUUAUUUGCAUAAUGAUGAUGAUAACGUAUUAACGGGUUCACCUGUCUGUCCCGGGUCGAAGGCGCCCAGGGGAACAGCUAUCGCGCGUACGCACGUCCAUCAUACGUCCAGAUCACCCGAAGAUAACCGUAGUGUUUGAAAAAAAAUUAAAACGCAUUAUUAUUCUUAAAUGCAGUGGUCGAAGGUAAUUACGUGGGAUUUCGUGAUGUUCGUGCGUAAACACCACGGGUGCGACAAUUUUAAUUUUUAAAUUUAUGGUUGUAUCUCAAAUAUUGGCAUACUCAGGUGAUGUAAGUUGGGGUUAAAAUGCAAUCAAAUUUACCAGUUAACCAAAUCUAAUGUAAUGUUAUGGUCAAAGGUAGGAAAAGUAUUAUUAACUAAAAAACUUGAUUUAUAUUAAUGUUAAAUACGUAGGGACAAGUGAAGAAAAGGGUUAGAUACAAUUUUUAAUAAUCAAGAACAAUUUAAUUGCAAUACCAAAUUUAAUUUUCUUUCUACACUCUGAUAUGCCAUUUAUAAAUGGGUUAACAAAGCCAGGUGGUUAUUAGAGACCUUCUUGGUAUUUAGUAUUUUUUAUAUCGAAUAUAUAAAAAAAUCUCAAUUAAAAUGCCAUUUUCUCAAUAAUUUGAAUACAUAAUCUUGGUAAUGUCAAAUAGGUUCAGCUGUAGGUAUUUUUUAUUAACACCGGUCUAUUGCAAUCACCUGCAGACAAUCACAUACUGUCAAAGACAUCUUGUUUUCGUACCACAGCCGACAACAAAAAUUAUUAAUGCAUAUUAAAAUACUGUCAUAAAAUUAAUUAUCGAGAAGCAAAAGUAUACGUUCGUUCGCGAUAACGUCAACUUUAAAGAUGCAUGCGAUGAAACGGCAUAUUUUUUAUUUAAUUCAAUAUUAAUCUCGGAACGCGUUUGCAUAGUUUAGAUUAUGACCAGCAGGCCUAAAUAUACAAGCCACGGGCUACGCUCUCGGUAUAAGUAAGUGCUCCGUAGGAAAUCCUCCAGUAACCGUCAUAACGCAUGGGACAUGCUGUUUGUUUUUAAGACGCCCCGCGGCUGGCUGACCCCCGUCGUUUCGUGGGCCCCCUAAAAGCUACCUCUUAUCAGAUCUCUGCAUGAUGACAUUUUCAAUUCGCUCAAAACCAUUCGAGAAGAAAAUCUUCGACAAUCUCGCUCCUUAUUUAAUAUACGUUGAAGAAAAGAGAUGCCAGGAUAAUGUGGCGAUUUUAAUGAAGAAUGCGCUUAUAAUUUCCGAGACACUAAUGUGGAGUCCGGUGUUUGACGCCUUCGUAAUAAUUUUACGGCGGGCCGUAAUAUGUUUCUUGCAUUGCUUGAGUCAGUAGGCGCAAGAAUGCGCGAUAAACAACCAAAAUGAUAUAUUUUUGGUACAUAUUCCAAUUAAUUUUUUUAACAAACCAAAAAACACCAAAAUAUAGCAGUAAUAUUGGAAUAUAAGCACCAACGUUUUUGCAAUUGAGAAUUUAGAGGCUUUGCUGGUCUACAACAUUUAGGACAGGGUAAUUCGAAAAUAAAUGGCUGAUUAUAUUAGCAAUUGUUAAUAAUUAAUGACAUUCAUUUCUCCGGCUGUAAAGAAUAUUAUUUCUUCCCCUGUAUAUAUUUUCAUUCCCUCCCAGUUACCACGUAAGAAUGUUUUUCUACUACUAUUACGGAAUUUGACCCUUAUCUAUAGAAUGACAUAUAUUCCGUAAAGUGUUACAGAAUUAAAUAUCAUCUGAUGACAGAAUAAACACUCGUGGCGACAUCUCUGUUUUUAAUAUCUAACAAAUUUUAGACCGAUCCAACCUCACUUUCUUCCAAUUAAAUUAUUUUUCUAUGGUAUUUUUUGGAAACGUAGAAAAAGUAUAGUCUGAAACACGUUUGGAAUUGCAUAUUCCGCUCUCGUGAAACCUUCAAACUCGCCUUCGGCUCGUGUGACAAACU
Molecule: messenger RNA, 3080 nt
Organism: Brassicogethes aeneus
Lineage: Eukaryota; Metazoa; Arthropoda; Insecta; Coleoptera; Nitidulidae
Source: the annotation of a GenBank genome assembly